UAAAAUAAGCUUUGUAUAAUGGUGCUUGUAAUAGUUUGGAUAGAAAUGUAAUUACUAUUGCCAUCAUUUGUACAGUGGCUCCGCCACAGAGUACCUCUCUGUAAGCUAUGAACGGUUAUAUUUUAUUAUAAUAUCUUUUGCCAACAAAAAAAAAAAAAAACCAUAAAUUUUGUGUGCAGCCAAGAGCCCAAGACGUGAGCAAUUAUUCUCGACUACUUAAAAAAAAACGGUACUACUACGCCCCCCAAAUAAAAUAAAAAUAAAAAUGAGUAAUUGACCAGCUUCCGCAGCUGAACUCCUCAGUCCUUCACUUCCAAUUCCGUCAACUGAACCAAAAGCGCACAUUUCACUCAAAGCCCCAAACCCUAUCCGAUUAUGUCUCCGACCACCGUCAUCGCCGCCGUCCUCCUCCUCUCCUUCUUCAUCAGCACCACUAUCUCCGCCCCAAUACCGGGUCUAGACUCCUUCCUUAACCAACAAUACCGGGUUGACCCUACUGCCACUAACGAUUCCUUCAUCUCUCUUCCUUCUUCUCUCAAAAAACACCUCUCUUCCCCCUCCACCCACCACCCACCAACCCCCUCUUCUCUCCUCUCCCUCCAAAUCUCCGUCCCCAUCACUGUCAAACUCGUCGGCAAUAACUUCUCCUCCUCCGCGAAAUCUCAACUCUCUUCAUUUCUCUCUUCUGCUAUUUCUUCCGAUCAGUACCACGUCAUCACCCCUUCCUCUUAUCAGCCUUCUCAUCAUCUCUCCAUAUCCCAUUCACUUCAUCUUGAUGUUUCGAUUUCUCCUUCUUCUCUUUCUUCGCGUUUAUCGGAAACGCUCAAUACCCAUUUAGCUACUGUCCCUUCCUCUUUCAGAUCCAUUCUUGCUUCUGUUCCGCAUGGCAUAAUUGAUGAAAUAAUUAAACAAGAUUUCGAAAAAGAGAAACCCAUUAACGGGAUUUACAUAUAUAUUCUCAAUUUCGGUUCUCAAUCGAAGCCCUAUGCGUAUACGUAUACGCCUGGCGAUCCAUCGCCUGCUUUUACUAAGUGUUUGGGAACGGUGUGGACUGGAAAAGAGCGGUAUUUGUGGAUUGAUUUGGGGGCGGGGCCGGUUGAUUAUGGUCCGGGGUUGUCUGGUGAUGGCGUGCUUCCACGUGGCGAGUUUCAUCCAUUUGCUACAUUGCACGGUCGACCUAAGUCCCAAAAGGCGUUGCUUUCGGAUUUGGCUUCACUGGUUUGGAGUGCUUAUCAGGUUCUUCUUGUGCCCUCUUUGCGAAUUCCUGUUCCGUUUGAGGAUUCCUUGAUAGUUGAGUUUAUACAUAUAUAUGGAUCUUCGGAUAAUAAGGAUAAUAUUGGGUUAGAUUGGAAGUUGAUAGAGAAGAAUUUUAGGGAUGAAGUAAGUGAGAAUGGGUUGUUGUUUGGAGAUCAAUCUUUGAGAUUUAAGAAGUAUGAGGUGAAUUUAGCGGAGUGUGCUAUUUGUUCAUUUGCCAUUUCGAGGGCAGCUACCUCGUAUACUUCUAGGUACUUGUUUGAUAAUUAUACUCUGAUUGUCAGUGAAUACCUGGACUCUAAGCGUUUACACCAGACAUUGUCUGAAUCGGCUGCUGAGUUUAGGCGGAUUGCCAAGCUUCCUGAGGAGGAUUUUGGUGGAAGGAUACUUCCGGUUUAUGUUUUUGAUUUGGAUGUCGGUUCGACUCUGUUGCUUGAUCGCUAUCAUCAGUCUGUGGCCUUCAAGGAUAUGGUUAUAGCAGUCAGGACGAAGAGUACACAGACUGUGAGUGACUAUAGUUGUAAUGGGCGUCAUGUCUUUACCCAAACUCGUGAAUUAGAGAGGCCAAUUGUAGGUUCCAUCUUACAGAGCAUGUGGGGAGUCUCACCAACACAUCUAAUCUGGAGCUCAAAACAUAACAGUACGCUAGUAGACUAUACAUGGAGUGUUGGGCAAACACCAUUUGGCCCGUUUUCGGAGGUUUCUUCGUUGUCAUUUGUGCAGAGGGAUGCUGCAAGGAGAAAUGUAUUGUUGACAUCGUUGAACUACAGCAUUAGUAGUGCUCUUGAGGUUUUUGAAUCCAUUUCUUCGCAUGGCGGGGAGAGAAAGCUUCUCAAGCGUAAUCAGCUUCCUGAGUUCAUGCAAAGGUGGAACUUGUUCAAGUACAAGCUAGACAAGGCAGUUUCAGCUCUCUCACACUUUGACUAUGAAAUGGCUUUGUAUUACCUGAGGGCGUCGGAUCAUGACAUAUAUGCCAUUCAUUCUCUUGUUUAUUAUGCUUCUCAAGAGCUGGAAGCAUCGCUAGUCUGCUUCAAGGACCCACCAUUUCCCUGGUUAUCUGUUUCUAUGUAUACUGGAGUUAUAAUUUCCCUUUUGUAUGUAUGGGCAAAGAGAGAUAAGUUCUUUUCCAACAAGCGAAAACAAUUUUGAUAUUUUCUGGAGCACUGUUUUGUAAGUUCUGAGUUGAUACAACGCCUGUAUCUAUGAGUAGCAUGCUGGCUGAAAGCUCUGACAUUAGAAUUCAUUUUAUUAAGAAAAGGUACUGCAGUUUCAACUUUCAACUAGCGCAGAACAUCUUGAUCGUACUUGCCCAUUGGAUCAUAUUUGAGCAUUUUGGUCUAAUUUCCUAUGGAUGUUCCUUGAAGACUUAUAAAUUAUUAAACACAUCAACUAACUUAUUUGCCAACUUCCUCCCAUGUGUAAUUUAUUUUUGGAGAAGGAAGAGUUUUCAUUUCGA
Molecule: messenger RNA, 2710 nt
Organism: Capsicum annuum
Lineage: Eukaryota; Viridiplantae; Streptophyta; Magnoliopsida; Solanales; Solanaceae
Exons: 1
Coding region: 376-2403 (675 amino acids)
Source: RefSeq, a predicted model, not a curated record